GGGAUAGGCAGAUGAAAACAGCAAGACAGAUGGAGCACUUGUAACUUUUGUGUGUGCAAUUCAUGUUGUUACUGUUGCUGUUUUACUAUGUGUGUGUCUUAUAUUACAACGAUGCUGAACAUCAGUGGCCAGAGAGAGGAGAGGGAGGAAAAGCCUGUUUACACAGACUGCAAACCGCCUGGGGAAUAAUGCAGGAAAGGAAGUGAGCCGGCUCUCUGUCUGACUGCUCCAACUUCCUGCUCACACACACACACAUACACACACACGGCAGUGAAAAAAAGAAAAGAAAGAAAAAAAUCAGGAUCUCAUUACAACAGAAACGCCUGCAGACGACUGUCAGCAUGGAAAACGAAGGGAUUUUACCAAUUUCAUCUUAGAAAAUAAAUAAGGCUAGGAGAAAGUUCCCAGAGUACAGCAGGAGUUUGGGUAUGGAGAGUGCAAUAACUCUGUGGCAGUUUCUGUUGCAAUUGCUCCUUGAUCAGAAACAUGAGCAUCUUAUCUGCUGGACAUCCAACGAUGGGGAAUUCAAGCUGCUUAAAGCAGAAGAGGUGGCCAAGCUAUGGGGACUGCGGAAGAAUAAAACGAACAUGAACUAUGACAAACUGAGCCGUGCCCUUAGAUAUUAUUAUGAUAAGAACAUUAUCAAGAAGGUUAUUGGGCAGAAGUUUGUCUACAAGUUUGUUUCCUUUCCGGAAAUCCUGAAAAUGGAUGCCCAUGCUGUGGAAGUGAGCAGGGAGAACCUAUUGCUGCAGGACAGUGAUUGCAAGAUCCCCAGUGAUCUCCAUGAGAGGCAUAAGCAAACCUUAUCAGCACUGAAAGGCACUAGCCGCAAUGAGUACAUCCAUUCAGGAUUGUAUUCUUCAUUUACCAUCAAUUCACUACAGCACCAGACAGAUAGCUAUAGGGUUAUCAAAAGUGAAAGGAUGCAAGAUGAAGAGGAACAACAGGAAGAGGAAGAUGAAGAGGAGGAAACGUCAGAAGUCAAGAGUCCUAUAGAGGAAGUGAGGACUGUUAUAAGGUUUGUUACUAACAAAAGGAACAAAGAAACUGUCCAGCCUGUCAUUUCACUGCCUUCUACGUCAGAAUCGGCAGCUGCUUCAGCCUUUAUAGCAUCAUCUUUGUCUGCUAAGGGGUCUCCCCGUAUUUCAUCAAAUGCAGCUAGUGUUUCGUCCUCACCACUCUCCUCGCGAUCCCCAUCUCUGUCCCCUAAUCUGUCAUUGACAACAGAACAAAGAAAUCUAUACCUAGAUUACCCUGACACCAUGGAACCGUUAAAUCUCUCAGCAGGGUCUAAAACAAAGUUGUCCUGUCUUCCGCCUAAGACUAAGAAGCCUAAAGGCCUGGAAAUCUGCUCUCCACCUCUUCUCCUCUCCAGUAAUGAUAUUGGGUCAAUUGCCCUCAACAGCCCAGCACUUCCUUCAGGAUCGCUGACUCCAGCCUUUUUCACUGCUCAGACACCCAAUGGAUUACUGUUAACCCCAAGUCCCCUACUGUCCAGCAUCCACUUCUGGAGCAGCCUCAGCCCUGUAGCUCCACUGAGUCCUGCCAGGCUGCAAGGACCAAACACAUUAUUCCAGUUUCCAAACCUGCUGAACAGUCACCUGUCCAUGCAGCUUCCAGGACUGGACAGAGCAUCAUCUCCAGUGCUACUAUCAUCAAAUUCACAAAAGUCCUGAUGGAGUCUCAGCACAAAAUGGAUUGUUGGUUAACUGUUGGAAUAAAUCCUAAAUUGUCCUACAGGCUGGCCCGAAGUUACCCGUGUCUGAAGCUCCAACCCGCAGAAUAUUCAUCCAGCAAUGUUUACCUUUACUUGCAUUCAAGAUUUCAAUAUGAUCUGCACCACGGUCGUAUUAUGUGUAUGUCUGUGUACUGGACAAAGGGCCUUAUUCAGAGUUGUUAGCAAACCAAAAAAGUUAGCAAAUGUGCAAAACCAUGCUGUGCUACAUGUGGGACAGAAUGUAACAUGUGCAGAGAGAUUUAGAUUUGGGUGGGGUGUGUUCAAACUGAAAUCUAAAUUGCAGUGAGGAAAUUAAGCAGCCAGUAUUUACCCUGCACAGAAACAAUAUAACAAACCCAAAUCUAACUCUCUGCACAUUAUAUCUGCCCCACCAGCAGAGUACAUGGUUUUGCUCAAUUGUAUGCUUUUUUUUUUUUGGUUGCUAACAAACCUGAAUAACCCCCAAUAGGUAUGUUUGUCAUCAGAUUAGAGCAGUGUUUUACAACCACUGUGCCGUGGCACACUAGUAAUGCCCUGAGCAGUCUCCAGGUGUGUCGCCAUAGAAGCAGAGCCAGGCCGGUCAAUGUUUUGCCGCUACAGAGGCCCUGGAACGAUCAAUACUGGUGGGUUUAGUGGUUGCAGAGCCAGUUCUAAAUUUGGGCCCGGGCAGUGUCGGGCUCUUCAGGGUUUCACAGAUGUGGCUCAUGCGUUACCUAUGGAGAAGCUGCAACAUGAAAUCCUAGGACAUGCAACUGCACCAUGCAUCAUCAUAUUUGAGUGUGCCUUGGCAAUAUUUAAAUCUUGUUCAGUGUGCCGCGAGUUGUAAAAGGCUGAAAAUCUCUGGGUUAGAGGGUUAAAGUGUAUUGUAAAUUGGGUUAUCGUAUUGAGUAUAGCGGUCAACAGGUCCUGCAUUUACUUAUCGUAUGUAGACUAGUUAGUUUGCUGAACAAUUACUGCCCAUCUGUCUUGUUGGACUAGUGUGCCAUACUGGUACAUCUCGGCUUCUACAUUAAUACUAUAUCAUUCUUUAGCAGGUGUUAAUGUGGUUUAUAUGUAUACUGUACAGUAUGUUAAACAGAACAUGCUUGGAAAAUUCCUGCUACUGACGAGGUGACUUAUUUAAGUUUAUUUGUUAUUAAGACCUCAACCUGGCACAAACACGUUUUUAUAAAAACUUGGGCAUCUACUAAGUUGUAGGUUGUGGUUUUAUUUGUGUCACCAUAAUCUGCUAAAAUGUUUCCUAGCAGUACACCAGACUUACCAUGUUGUAUUUCCAAAGUGUUGAGCACUGUUUAAUACUAUUUCCCAACUUAGACUUUAGUAUUUCAUUGGAAAAGGAUGUAAAGCCCCUUUGCCCAAAUUCUAUGUUAUGCACUUGAGCUUAUGUAAACUAUAACCGGCUGUGCCUUCUUUUGCAUAAUGUUUUGUACAUUUUUUUUUUAAAUAUUUUUUGCAUUAUGGGGAACCUUUAGGAAGAAAUACCUUGGAUAGAACUUCUAUGCCCGUUUCCCAAAAUAUGUACUCCAGCAAUUUCUAUAUUUAGUGCUUUUUAAGGAAUAUUGAAUUAUGGUCCUAUACAUGGUUUUCAUUUCUAGGGAAUAAAAUAAGAAAUAAAUGCAAUGAGAAACUAUCAUAUUGACUGUUUCCAAAAAUAUUUUUGGGAUUUUUGGCACAUUAAACAACUACUGCCAUGGAACAUUUAAUUUGAAACAAAGGGCAAAAUUAAAAAUAAGAACAUUAUAUCUGUCAAAUUCAGUAAUUAUAUAGAAAUGUAAAAAAUUACCAUGUGAAAUUGUAUCAAGAAUCUGGAUUUCUCUAGAACACAAUAAAAUAAACUUUUUUCUAUGUGUAAUGUCAAGUAACAAA
Molecule: messenger RNA, 3583 nt
Organism: Pseudophryne corroboree (corroboree frog)
Lineage: Eukaryota; Metazoa; Chordata; Amphibia; Anura; Myobatrachidae
Gene: ELK3
Product: ETS transcription factor ELK3
Exons: 5
Coding region: 429-1676 (415 amino acids)
Biological process (GO): cell differentiation; regulation of transcription by RNA polymerase II
Cellular component (GO): nucleus
Molecular function (GO): DNA-binding transcription factor activity, RNA polymerase II-specific; sequence-specific DNA binding
Source: RefSeq, a predicted model, not a curated record